Molecule: messenger RNA, 631 nt
Organism: Gryllus bimaculatus (two-spotted cricket)
Lineage: Eukaryota; Metazoa; Arthropoda; Insecta; Orthoptera; Gryllidae
Source: the annotation of a GenBank genome assembly
GUAGAGUCUAGUAGCUACUUUGCAAUCAUGAGGAAAGCUGUGAUAUUUGUCGCUGUCGCUUUGGUCUUGGGAACCGAGGCUUCUAAAAGACCAGGGUGCACGGAAAAUUUCCAGAAAAUCUGUGAAGACUGCAAGAAUAAAUGGCCUGAAGGAGACAAGGUAUUUGGAAAGCAAAAACCUGAAGACGUCACAGAAAAUGAAAAGGAGUUUGCUGUAUGCGUUUUUGAUGCCUACGGAAUUAUGGAUGAAAAAUUGGAAUUCGUUGAUGACAAAUUGAAUGCAGCAAUGAAAGAAGAAAUUGAAUGCAUGGCUGAAGAGGGAAAGACAAUCGAUGAUGAACGUUGGCAAAAAGAAACAAAAGAAUGCCAAUCGAACUGUAAGGGUGACAAUAAACACGACAAAUGUGUGGAUUUCCUGAUGUGCACCAUGAAGUCUUACGGUGCGUGUGUCAGUCUAUAAAGAGGAAAAUUGUGGUGAGUUCGAAAUGAAAUACGCCAUUCCCUAUUUACGCCAAACAUAGAGGGCCUACAUUGCGCACUGUACCUACUUCAGUGAGUUACAGAAACGAAAUCUUAUGUACACAUACGACUAUGUAUAUAUGAAGUUGCAAUUAAAUUAAAACGUUACAAAC